Rhineura floridana is the source of this 5590-nucleotide messenger RNA. RefSeq names its product zinc finger protein 883-like. The record is from RefSeq and is a predicted model, not a curated record. Lineage: Eukaryota; Metazoa; Chordata; Lepidosauria; Squamata; Rhineuridae. The coding region runs from base 41 to 2008 and encodes 655 amino acids. Gene Ontology annotation, biological process: regulation of transcription by RNA polymerase II. Gene Ontology annotation, molecular function: DNA-binding transcription factor activity, RNA polymerase II-specific; RNA polymerase II transcription regulatory region sequence-specific DNA binding. Gene Ontology annotation, cellular component: nucleus. The transcript has 2 exons.
UGCAUGCUGGGAGCGCCGGAGGAGCCCCUCUUCGUGCGCGAUGUUGGCGAGCGCGGUUGCGCGGGGGGAGCCUCGAGACAAAGGAUACAUCUGGGGGUCCAAGGCUGAGGGAGAACCAUCUGAAGUAUCACUGGAAAAAGCUGAGGAGCAGAUGCAGGAGCAGAAACUGAGGAGUCAAGAUGGAGCAAAGAGACAAGAGGAGCGACAGACGCACACAGGGGAAAAACCUUAUCAAUGUUUCGAGUGUGGAAAGAGCUUCAGGAAGCGUUCUGCCCUUACUUCGCAUCAAAGAAUUCACACAGGGGAAAAACCUUAUAAAUGUUUGUUGUGUGGAAAGGACUUCCGUCGGAGUGACAGCCUUACAAUGCAUCAAAGAAUUCACACAGGGGAAAAACCUUUUAAAUGCUUUCAGUGCGGAAAGACCUUCAGUGACAGUAGAAACCUUUCUUCCCAUCAAAGAACUCACACAGGAGACAAACCUUAUAAAUGCUUGGAGUGUGGAAAGAGCUUUAGUCAGAGUAGCACCCUUACUUUGCAUCAAAGAAGUCACACAGGGGACAAACCUUAUAAAUGCUUAGAGUGUGGAAAGAGCUUCAGUCAGAGUAGCCACCUUACUUUGCAUCAAAGAACUCACACAGGGGAUAAACCUUAUAAAUGCUUGGAGUGUGGAAAGAACUUUAGUCAGAGUAGCACCCUUACUUUGCAUCAAAGAAGUCACACAGGGGACAAACCUUAUAAAUGCUUGGAGUGUGGAAAGAGCUUUAGUCAGAGUAGCCACCUUACUUUGCAUCAAAGAACUCACACUGGGGACAAACCAUAUCAAUGCUUUCAGUGCGGAAAGAGCUUCAGUCAGGGUAGCCACCUUAAUUUGCAUCACAGAACUCAUACAGGGGAGAAACCUUAUAAAUGCUUUGAGUGUGGAAAAAGCUUCAGUAACAGUAGCGGCCUUUCUUCGCAUCAAAGUAGUCACACAGGGGACAAACCUUAUAAAUGCUUGGAGUGUGGAAAAAGCUUCAGACACAGUAGCGGCCUUUCUUCGCAUCAAAGAAGUCACACAGGGGACAAACCUUAUCAAUGCUUGGAGUGUGGAAAGCGCUUCAGUCAGAGUGACCACCUUACAAGGCAUCAAAGAAUUCACACAGGGGAAAAACCUUAUAAAUGCUUGGAGUGUGGAAAAAGCUUCAGUAACAGUAGCGGACUUUCUUCGCAUCAAAGAACUCACACAGGGGACAAACCUUAUAAAUGCAUGGAGUGUGAAAAAAGCUUCAGUCACAGUAGCGGACUUUCUUCACAUCAAAGAAGUCACACAGGGGACAAACCUUAUAAAUGCUUGGAGUGUGGAAAGAGCUUCAGUCAGAGUAGCCCCCUUACUUCGCAUCAAAGAAUUCACACAGGGGAAAAACCUUAUAAAUGUUUGGAGUGUGGAAAGGACUUCAGUCAGAGUGACCACCUUACAAGGCAUCAAAGAAUUCACACAGGGGAAAAACCUUUUAAAUGCUUGGAGUGUGGAAAGGGCUUCAGUGACCGUAGCAACCUUACUUCUCAUCAAAGAACUCAUACAGGGGACAAACCUUAUAAAUGCUUUGAGUGUGGAAAAAGCUUCAGUGACAGUAGCGGCCUUUCUUUGCAUCAAAGAACUCACACAGGGGACAAACCUUAUCAAUGCUUGCAGUGUGGAAAGGACUUCAGUCGGAGUGACCACCUUACUUCGCAUCAAAGAAUUCACACAGGGGAAAAACCUUAUAAAUGUUUGGAGUGUGGAAAGGACUUCCGUCGGAGUGACAGCCUUACAAUGCAUCAAAGAAUUCACACAGGAGACAAACCUUAUAAAUGCUUGGAGUGUGGAAAAAGCUUCAGUGACUGUAGCGGCCUUUCUUCACAUCAAAGAAUUCACACAGGGGACAAACCUUAUAAAUGCUUUCAGUGUGGAAAGGACUUCAGUCGGAGUGACCACCUUACCUCGCAUCACAGAACGCAUACAGGGAACAAACCUUAUAUGUGCUUGUAGUGUUGAAAGACCUUUUGUCAGAAUAGCUACCUUCAGGCACAUCAAAAGAUCCUUUUAAGGGAAGAGAUGUAUAAAUGCUUUGAAUGUGGAAAGUACUUUAAGCAGAGUUCUGCUCUUUCUCUGCAUCCAUAUGGGGAAGCCGGGCUUCAAACAGGAUUUUUAUGGAGAGUUUCAGACCCGCGACAAUGUUCUUCUCUUAGCUUAACCACAAACUGUUCCACUUCCCUUCACCCCAUGCCGUGGAGUUGGAAUCGUGGAGUGGGAGUCGGAAGCAAUUUUGGGUGGAGUUGGUAGAAAUGUACCGAGUCCGACUCCGGCUUCAAGAUAAAAUUAAUAUUUUAAUAGAAUAGUUACAGGAAGCAUGAAAAUCAUGAUAAUCGUGGCAGAAAGUGGGAUUCUGGGUGUGGUUAUUUUUCCCGUCCCCUUCAAGGGUGAAAUAAUGUUUGCAUUUACUUACACCAACCUUUCUUUCCUUUGGUCUUGUUUCCCAAAAAACAGAACUCACCCAAUCUUGACAGGACAUACCAAACCCCAUUUUAUUGGACCACAGGGGCUAAGUCCGAGGUUGGAUUUGCACUUAACCAUUUCCAUUCCAUUGGCAUAAAAAUGGGGGCCGUAUCAGUGAGGUUCUCUUCAUUCAAAGGGAUUGGUACAAGGGCAACGCCUCCCUCCCCAUGGAUAGGGAGUAGGGAGCAUAUCCAACAGUUACUCACACUAGAGUGAAUGAGACCAACAUGUAUAUAAAGAAACACCCCUUUCCCCAUUUUCCAGUAUUAUUUUGGCUUGUCUCUGCAGGCAACUCUUCAAGAUUCCAUUGUCACUUAUCUUCCUCAGUCCAGCAGGAGUUUUAGGGUGAGAAACACGAGCCAAAUUCCACUGUAGCACUAGAACACCUCUUCCUUUCAGUGUCUAAGGUGCCUGGGAAUCCAGGUGCCACAAUGAGUGUGGAAGAUACAAGGUCAACAGGGAAAUUGUUUCAUGGGUCAAAGUCACAACUGGUUCAGCUCAGCUCCGUUCUUGCGCUGUGACACUUGUGCAGUUGUUUGCACCUUGCAGGCAGAAUGGGCCAUCAGCAUCACUUGAUAUGGACCUUGCCACCAAUCCCCAGGGAGAGUGGGAUGACCAGGCUCCAUGAGGGGCUCUGGAACGGCCUCUUUGACCUAUGAAUGCAAUCUUCUAACAGCCUCAAUUAAUACACAUCAGUACUUCCAUAAGGCUUCAACCUCUAACUUUAACGUGGAAGGAUGAGAGAGAAAAGGUGGUGAAUGGGGCGUGCACAUGGGCCAUGCCAUCAAAAUCUCUACGGAGACAAUUCAUGCUCACGGCUAGCAGUGCUGGAAGUGGGGCAAGAGCCACUGCUGUUUUUGUUCUUAUGCUUCUGGAGAUAGAGUGAGGGUCUUCAGCUGGCUAGGCUUGCCUACCUUUACCUGUGCUGUGCUCUGACUUGUGUUGCGUUGCAGACUGAUUUGUCUGCACUGACCGGCAGCAUCACUCUGGCAUUUCAGAGAGGGAGCCUUUCUCACCCUUUGUGGUACUGCUGGGGACUGACCUGGACUGAUCCUUAAGAAUGAUUAUUUCUUUUUCUGGACUGACUAUGCUCUAGACCAGUUGAUCAUGGAACAGUUAUAAGAACAUAAUCAAGCCCAUCUAGUCCAGCAUUCUCUUCUCACAGUGGCCAACCAGGUGCCUGGGGGAAGCCCACAAGCAGGACCCGAGUGCAAGAACACUCUCCCCUCUUGAGGCUUCUGGCAAUUUGUCUAAUCUUCUUUUAAAACCAUCAAAGCUGGUGGCCAUUACUGCACCUUGUGGGAGCAAAUUCCAUAGUUUAACUAUGCGCUGAGUAAAGAAGUACUUCCUUUUGUCUGUCCUGAAUCUUACAACAUUCAGCUUCUUUGAAUGUCCCGAGUUCUAGUAUUAUGAGAGAGGGAGAAGAACUUUUCUCUAUCCACUUUCUCACUGCCAUGCAUAAUUUUACACACUUCUAUCAUGUCUCCUCUGACCUGCCUUUUCUCUAAACUAAAAAGCCCCAAAUGCUGCAACCUUUCCUCGUAAGGGAGUCGCUCCAUCCCCUUGAUCAUUCUGGUUGCCCUCUUCUGAACCUUUUUCAACUCUAUAAUAUCCUUUUUCAGAUGAGGUGUCCAGAACUGUACACAUUAUUCCAAAUGCGGCCGCACCAUAGAUUUAUACAACGGCAUUAUGAUAUCGGCUGUUUUAUUUUUAAUACCUUUCCUAAUUAUCCCUAGAAUGGAAUUUGCCUUUUUCACAGCUGCCGCACACUGGGUCGACAUUUUCAUCCUGCUGUCCACUACAACCCCGACGUCUCUCUCCUGGUCGGUCACCGCCAGUUCAGACCCCAUGAGCGUAUAUGUGAAAUUCAAUUUUUUGGCUCCAAUAUGCAUAAUUUUACACUUGUUUAUAUUGAAUUGCAUUUGCCAUUUUUCCGCCCAUUCACUCAGUUUGGAGAGUUCUUUUUGGAGCUCUUCGCAAUCCCUAUUUGUUUUAACAACCCUGAAAAAUUAACUGUCGUCAGCAAACUUGGCCACUUCACUGCUCACUCCCAAUUCUAGGUCAUUAAUGAACAAGUUGAAAAGUACAGGUCCCAAUACCGAUCAUUGAGGGACUCCACUUUCUACAGCCCUCCAUUGGGAGAACUGUCUGUUUAUUCCUGCUCUCUGUUUUCUGCUUUUUAACCAAUUCCUUAUCCACAAGAGGAUCUCUCUUAUUCCAUGAUUGCUAAGCUUGCUCAGAAGUUUUUGGUGAGGUACCUCGUCAAAAGCUCUUUGAAAGUCUAAGCACACUAUGUCCACUGGAUCACCUCUAUCUAUAUGCUUGUUGACACUCUCAAAGAAUUCUAAUAGGUUACUGAGACAGGACCUUCCCUUGCAGAAGCCAUGCUGGCUCUUCUUCAGCAACGCUUGCUCUUCUAUGUGCUUAGUUAAUCUAGCUUUAAUAAUACUUUCUACCAGUUUUCCAGGGACAGAAGUUAAGCUAACUGGCCUGUAAUUUCUGGAAUCCCCCCUGGAUCCCUUUUUGAAGAUUAGCGUUACAUUUGCCACUUUCCAGUCCUCAGGCACUGAGGAGGACCUGAGGGACAAGUAACAUAUUUUAGUUAGCAUAUCAGCAAUUUCACAUUUGAGUUCUUUGAGAACUCUCGGGUGGAUGCCAUCCGGGCCCGGUGAUUUGUCAGUUUUUAUAUUGUCCAUUAAACUUCCAAUGUGAAGACAGAUGCAAAGAAUUCAUUUAGCUUCUCUGCAAUCUCCUUAUAGUUCUUUAGUACACCUUAGACUCCAUUUUCAUCCAAGGGUCCAGUCGCCUAGCUAGAUGGUCUCCUGCUUUGAAUGUAUUUACAGAAUUUUUUGUUGUUGGUUUUUAUGUUCUUAGCCAUGUGCUCCUCAAAUUCUUUUUUAGCAUCCUUUAUUGUCUUCUUCAAUCUCUUUUGCCAGAGUUUGUGUUCCUUUUUAUUUUCUUCAUUUGGACAAGACUUCCAUUUUCUGAAGGAAGACGUUUUGCCUCUAAGAGCUUCCUUGACUUUGCUCAUUAAGCAUGCUGGCAUCUUCUUGGCCCUGGUGUUACUUUCUCUGU